CUGGCGUCGAGCCGUGCUCCACGUGCUCUCGACUGUUCCCGCUAUUCCUACUACCUGGCGCUCUUUGAUAAGCCAAGUCUAUUUAAUUUACGGACACUCUGCUUGUGAUACACCCGUCUCUCAUAUACUUAUGGUGACACCCUGCUUAUUCUUUCGGCCUACUCUAUAGGUUCGCCCGAAAUCCCCAUCUCGGGUCAGCUCACCGGUCCGGCACGGGAUGGACCGCUUCGAAUACACACAGGUGUUCUCUUUCUCCUUUCUUCCUGGUGUCUGCAGCCAGGCUCUCAGCCGAACACCACGGCCCCGAGAUUCUUACUACUCCGAAUCCUCGGCUCCGAUUGAUGCCUGCAUUUUCGUCUCUCUCUUCACAUACCGCCUUGUCAGUCCCCUUCGGUCUCCGGCGGGGCUAUUAUGGAAGAGGGUAGUACCUUAGAGGUCGGAGCGACUCCCGCAGCGCUACAUCACUCCCCGACCCAAUUACAGCCGCAAGACAGCCGGGCGAAACCAACCGUUGCGUGCGUACGGUGUCGGGAUCAGAAGCUGAGAUGCGAUCGCGAGUUGCCUUCCUGUGUGCGGUGUCGCAAGCAGAAGGCCACCUGCAAGUACCCGCCACCGCCAGAUCGCAAGCGGAUUGCCCAAAGGACAAGUCAGGCUAGGGCAUCAGCGUUAGCAUCGAUCUCGAAAAGCGGGGAGCAUGCCCUUCGUCUGGACCCCCCUACAACCGCAAAGUCGAGAAAGAGGCAGCGCAUCCGCGGUGAUAGCACGAAGGAAAAUAGCCACUGUGACUCCGUACCCAACCCUAGUCCUGGCCCCAACUCCGAAGAGGGUGAAGACGAUGAAUUGCCUUCUACGGAAGUCGGACUGCUUCUUAUGGAAGUCUACUUUAAGCGAGUCUACAAUGCGACGCUGUUAUUCCACAAAGCUAUAGCCUUUCGGCUUUAUCGACAGAAUAGCCUGCCAGGCUACCUCCUCCGUGCUAUCUUCGCACAUGCCGCCGUUUUUCUUGAGCAAGUCGACUCGCCGUAUAAGCAAUACAUCAAGAUUUUUCCCGUACAUACACUCUUCGAGAAGUCCUGGUCAUGGGCGCGUUCCGCCAGUCAUGAAGUCCUCUCCCACGCCGACGAGCCCACGCUCGUACGGAUACAGGCGCUUCAAGUGCUGCAAUUCUACUACUUCUCCCGUGGCGAGACCCAGCGGGCCAUCGUCCACGUAUCUCUAGCCUACCGGCUAAGUCAACUCCUUGGAUACGAUAGACUACACGAGGAUAUAACUCUUACCUCGACGAGCCGCAGUCAGCGGUUCGAGCACGAGAUGAAAAGGCGGUGUUUCUGGGCGAGUUGGUGCAGCUCUUGCAUCGGCAUCAAGCAGCUGGACUUGUCGGAGGCAUGCGAGAAAGUUAUGGGCCUGCCGUUACCCGCAAGGUUCGAAAUGAGGGGGCCGGCGCAAGCAACGGAGCUCCAGCUGGGCCAGAAGAUGCAAGUUGACUGGAAAGUGCGCGAUGAGUCUUUGCCGUUGAGUCGCCGGAUGGCUGGCUCGUCUUCAUGCUCGUUAAUGGCGGAACUUGUUAAACUCUUAGGCAUCUGGACCAACGUCCAGGUUUUUAUUUCCGAAUCUUCCAGGUUCUCAAGCACACAACGAACAACCAAACUCGAGAAAUUAGUAAAGCUCUUCGAGCCAAUCGAACUUUCACUUCACCUACCACUCACCGAUAUCUGCGCUCGAGCAGAAUUCUACGACGAGAGUUCUGAGCUCCUCACGUCUGUCUGCUCCGUUUACUACUUGAGUCGACUUCUCAUGCACGCCUCCAUGGUCCCGAUGCUGUCUGGCUGUGCCGAGGAACUUCUGGAUUCGAGAGAAUCGGUGCGGGGUAAUCUCGACCUGGCUCUGCAGCACGCAUGCCGGUUUGCAGCGCUUCUGCAGCAAUUUGUUGCCGAGGAUCUAGAUAUAACCAGGUUGUGGCCCUUUAUCGGCUACGGGGCCUUCGUGGCAGGGAGCGUAUUUAUGGUAUAUUCGAAUACCGUGCAGCCGACCCAAUGUGCGAACCCAUCAGUCCAGGUUCCCGGACCGAAUUCCGAGGAAAUGGGCACCAUCCGAACAAUAUUACAAGUCCUGAGCCUCUAUUGGAAGCCCCUGCGAGGAUUGGCAACUAAGCUUGAUAGAGCGAUCCACACCGGCCAAUCGAGCGACCUGGGCUCUAUCGUCUCACCCACAUAUCCAUGGGAUGCGCGUCUUCCGCCCGAAGACGAUGCCAGAACUCUACCGAACAAGACUCUACAGAACAAGUCGAACCAGAGUGCAUCCGUAGCCCGGACCCCGCGCGUCGGCUAUCUCUGCGAAAGCCAGCUCGACCAGGGCGUAGGUCUGCACGAGAGCAGCACCGAAUCCGACCGAUCACUUCCGGAGCAACAAGUUUCUCUACGAGGGCGAGCAAGUACAGAAAGAGAGGUUUCACAGGCACCCGACUCUGGAUACCAGUCUGCGCUGGAGGGUUCACUCAUGAACAACAACGGAGAAUGCCUUUUCGAAACUGACUGGUGGAAUACAGUAGUACCAACGAUGAAUGGGUGGGAAUACUCGCCUUUAGUUGAGAUGUCGAGAGACCUGAUACUGGAAGGGAGCAUUGACUCCUUAUAAGUCAUAUCACGUGAUGUCAACCAACCGUAGUUAUUAUAACCAGAUAAUACACGUGCCUCAUCCUA
This is a messenger RNA of Durotheca rogersii, 2699 nucleotides long. RefSeq lists its product as uncharacterized. Gene Ontology annotation, biological process: DNA-templated transcription; regulation of DNA-templated transcription. Gene Ontology annotation, molecular function: DNA binding; zinc ion binding; DNA-binding transcription factor activity, RNA polymerase II-specific. The record is from RefSeq and is a predicted model, not a curated record. Gene Ontology annotation, cellular component: nucleus. NCBI's taxonomy places the organism in Eukaryota, Fungi, Ascomycota, Sordariomycetes, Xylariales, Xylariaceae. The transcript is spliced from 4 exons. Bases 412 to 2634 code for a protein of 740 amino acids.